AUGUCGACAGUGUCCGCCGGUGGCCGUCGUGGUCCACCGAAGGACUUCCGCGGAUCAUCCCGAGGUGACUUACGAUUGAUGAAGCCCCGAGGACGGGGCUACUCUCAAUCGGAUGUAGGAGAACCAUUUAUCCCGCGAUUCUCCGCUGUAGCUAGCGAAGGAGUAAAAAUAGGGUUACCCCCAGAGGAGUAUGGGGAGAACACUACCGUCUUGACGGGUAUGACUAGCGAGCAUUCAUACAGUGGAGAUGAUCGGCCCAUUUAUGAACCUCCUAUAGGAAGAGUCGACUGUCAAGGUUAUUUGUUGUUAAUGGCAAUUAAAACUCUUUUAUUAGUUGUUGCAUUAUGGGCGCUCUAUUGGCGUCGUGCUGCUGCCGACCUUCCAAGGCUGUACUUUGCCCGUGCGGCUCUAAGCUUCUUUGUUUUAUUUAUUUUGUUCGCGUUUUGGUUGUUUUAUACAGUACGGAUAUUCUUGGAAAGGCAUGGCAAUUACACUUAUGUGGUAGGUCUCAUCCCGUCUAAUAUGUCACUUAUUGUCACAGCAUACUUCUACAAAACAGAGAAUUUUGGAGAACCGCUACUUCUAUUUUCAGGAAUGAUGUCCUUACAAGAAGCUGCUAUACAAGUUUUACGCUUCCACGAAUCCUAUUUUCCUUCAUAUAACGUUUUCCUUGAUAAGGCUCGCCAAUCCAGUCAUCGAAUGCGAAAUUCAUCUCAGCCUCCAGGGUUCAAAAUGUACGACAUUGAAGGAUUAGGAAGUGGAACUGCAGAAAUCAGUCAGAGUAACCUCCGUGCGCUUAUGGAAGCGACAUCGCGACGGCGCAGCACAAAUCAUAACGACAUCCUGCAAGAAGAAUGCGAAUGGGAAAGGCGAAUUAGGAAGAGAAAGUAUCGGUUGAUUGCUUCAGCUGAAGAAGCAUUUGCGCAGGUGCAAAGCAUUGUCGACAGCCAAGGAGGGAACAAGAACCUUUGUGAUGCUAUGGAUUCGACGACAGCAGCUCAAGGUGACAUCGUGUCGGAGUCGAAGUGGUCAAUUAUCUCGGAUGAGCAGGCGUCUGCUUCCAUACAGCAUGGAACGACGUUUUUGUUACGUUCGCACAACAAGGAAGAUGACGCGGGUGUACAACUGCUGUGCACAAUAAGUUCAUUACCGUUCUUCAAUCUCACCGAGCUAUCAAGGUCUUCAAACAGUAAAUUUGCUUUAAAAAUUCGAAAUGAGUCGUCAGUUUAG
Molecule: messenger RNA, 1230 nt
Organism: Strongylus vulgaris
Lineage: Eukaryota; Metazoa; Nematoda; Chromadorea; Rhabditida; Strongylidae
Source: the annotation of a GenBank genome assembly